Messenger RNA from Salpingoeca rosetta, 2688 nucleotides. Its product is annotated as serine/threonine protein kinase. Lineage: Eukaryota; Choanoflagellata; Craspedida; Salpingoecidae. The record is from RefSeq and is a predicted model, not a curated record. The coding region runs from base 1 to 2688 and encodes 895 amino acids. Gene Ontology annotation, biological process: protein phosphorylation. The transcript has 14 exons. Gene Ontology annotation, molecular function: protein kinase activity.
AUGGCAAGCACGAGAGGCAGCUUCGAUUCGGCGUCAGGCGGGCUGUGGCGCAUCGACGAAGAGUCCUGUUCUGACACCAAGUCGGGCAGCAUGAGCUCUGCGACAUUCAACGCACAGAAGCAGACCAGCAUCACUAUCGACGCCGCCACAGUGCAGCCACCACCACAGCGCCGUUAUCAUUGCUCCUCUGCAACACAGCUGCUUCUGGCUUCACGCAACAGCGCGCUGGCUUCACGCCGCAGCGUGAGAGACUUGAAGCGAACUGAAACCCGCGUGGCUUCCAAGGCGUCCAUCAUAACGGAGGCAGUCACGCAGUUUGCGACCAUUACGCAGUUGCAAGUAUGCGCGCAGCAGCAAGGCAGCAGCAGCAGCAGCAGCGGCAGCAGCAGCAGGAUGGACGACAUGCUCUAUCUGCUGGAAAGAUGGACCCUGGAUGAAGACAGUGCAAAGUAUGCCAAAGUGCUGCGUGUGCAGCGAGAACUGGAAGAUGACUUGCAGGCCGCACAACAACAGCUUGCCGCUUUAAAGGCGGGACAUGACGAGAUCAGGGCGGUGCAUACGCAGGCACAGGUGGAGAGGAUGAAGGCGGAGGUGGAGAGGGUGAAGGGCCAUGUUCAGCGAGUGAAGAUGGAGGACCUGUUCAAGAAACGCAUCAAUGACAAGAAAGGCGAGAUCCGCAAUGCACGGCAUGAAAGAUGGAGGGCAGAACUGACAGGACCCGGCAACGAAGAAGCGGUUGCAGCGGCGGAGACGAAGCGUGGGAGGCCGGCCUUGUGCCGCCGCUGCUGGCCCGCCCCGACUGGCCACGAUCACUUUAUCUGCUCUCCAAGCUAUCAAGAAGCGCGUUGCGGAGAAGAAGAUCAGCUCACCCGCCGAGAUCAGAGACGCGCACAACACGUUUGCUUGUAUCGUCGUUGUCACUGCCACUGCCACUGCCACUGUAAUUAUAGCUGCCUUUGCCAUUGUGUCACAGUUACUGUCGUUGGCAUUUGUAUUGAAUUCUUCUUCACGACGCCACCCAGCAGCAUCACCAAGCCCGAGAAGAACCCGUAUCUCGUCUACUGGCCGGACAAUGCCCAGUUCUUCACCGACAUAUGGCGAGAGCCACUCGCGAAACAGUUUGAGCUGAAGGCUGAUGACAUCACGCCGCAAGCAGUGAUUGCAAAGAUUCAUGAAAUCGAACAGCUGCUGGUCUCCAGCGCCGACCCACACCGCCCCCGCGAGGACCGAGUGACGCUUGACCUGCCACAAGGUUUGCCUUCACCAAAACUGCUGACAACAGGAUGGGCCAACGAAGCGGAGAUGCGCCCCGAUAUCGCUCAGCACCUUAACGGCAUGGCUUUGCGCCUCGGAGCCUGGGUCACGUUCAAUAGUGCGAUCCCAAUCAUGACGUUCAAGCCAGGCACCCGCCCCAAAAUAGACAUUGUGAUGGUGGAUGGUCGCACAAACACAAAAGCGGCCGUAUUUGAACUCACGCUAGGCGAGGAUGCUGACUCGCUUGGCCAGUUGGCAGCGUACGCACACCACGCGAUUGUGGCGAACGUGCUUUGCAUUGCAGGCGAGCACGUGCCUCUGGAGAAGCUGCCCCUGCUCGCUGGGCUGGCGAUGUUUGGGCUGCGUGUCAGCCCGGUGCAGACCACCGUUGUUGAGUUUAUGGUGGCCAACGCCGGUGGAGUCGUGAAGGUGGUUGCCAACAACAUCAUUUCCAUUCCAACGAAGAACAUUGGGCAGGCUGCUAUGGCCAUUUCCUGCUACUCAAAGUAUUUGCACGCGAAGUACGCCCACGCCAUCAAGCAGAACACUGAGCAUGGCAGCGACUUUGCGCUGAAUGUCAUGAAGCCCCAUGUGCUGCACUUCAACCCCGACAGCGGCAAAGCAGAGGCACCGAAAGUGCUCAGUUCCGUCGCCAACAAAGGAAGCGGAUACGUGUGCAAGUUCAUCAAGACUGGGCACCGUGCUGGCGACUUGCGUGCUGAAGAGAUUGAAAACAUGUGGAAGUAUGUCAACGGGCAAGGCGCUUGCAGUCGCAUCCCCGCCACCAACAGCAAGAGCAGCACCACGAACACCACCAGCAGCAACAUCAUCAGCAGCAGUGGCAACGGCACGCAGAUGAUUGCGGUGCCCCACCUCGGGUCGACCCGCGCUCACAUUCACGAAAAGCACGUCGUGCAGCUCUGCAACAGCUUGUUUCUCCUGUCAGCCGCUGGUCUCGUUCACCAUGACAUUCGCUGCGCCAACGUGGUCGUGAGCGGCGACAAAGCCUCUCUGAUCGACUUCGAACUGGCUGGCUGCGACGCCGAUGUCAUGAAGGCGGCCAAAUGCGAGCCGGCUGAGGUUGCUCUUCGCACGGACCUGCCUGAGCGGUCAGCACGCAUCCGUGCAGCUGGUGACGAGCGAGUGAAACGCCACAUCGAGGAUGACUGGAUUGCCAUGUUCUACGUGUGCACUCUCCGAUCUGCGCUCUACAAGAGAGCACCGCAGAUGGCACAUAGGGCAACCAAGGAGGCCAUGCUGGCCGCGUUGAAACAGCUCGACCACCGCCAGCAGCAGCAAGGGGAGGGGAAGCAAGGGGAGAAGGAGGAGGAGGGUCAUGUGGUGCUGGUCGGGAUGAACCCGAAGCUCCCGCAGUCGUGUGAUUUGCUGGGCCGCAUCAAGAACAUCAUCGAGGAGAUCCCGCUGUACGACUGA